AUGCAAUCUAAGCCCUAUGCUUCUCUGGUGGGAAGCCUUAUGUAUGCAACCAUAUGCACACGACCAGAUAUUGCUUUUAUAGUAGGACUGAUGGGAAGGUUUCAAGCAAAUCUAGGAGAAGUACAUUGGAUAUCUGCUAAAAAGGUUCUGAGAUAUUUGCAAAGAACCAAGAACUUCAUGUUGGUUUAUGGCAAAAGUGAAACUUUGGAACUUAAGGGAUAUACUGACUCAGAUUUAGCUAGUGAUGUGGAUGAUAGAAAGUCAACAUGUGGUUAUAUUUUCAUGCUAAAUGGUGGUGCAAUUUCUUGGAAAAGUGCUAAGCAAACUGUUAUUGCUACAUCCACUAUAGAGGCUGAAUUUGUAGCUUGCUUCGAAGGAAUGAAACAGGUUGUUUGGUUGAAGAACUUCGUGUCAGAUUUAAAGGUUGUGAGUUCAAUUCAAAAGUCUGUGAGAAUGUUUUGUGCCAAUAAUUCAGCCGUGUUCUUUGCUAAGAAUAAUAAGAGAACUUUUGCUUCGGUUGAUGGAUGUAAAGUUCCUUAA
Molecule: messenger RNA, 540 nt
Organism: Pyrus x bretschneideri (Chinese white pear)
Lineage: Eukaryota; Viridiplantae; Streptophyta; Magnoliopsida; Rosales; Rosaceae
Product: secreted RxLR effector protein 161-like
Exons: 1
Coding region: 1-540 (179 amino acids)
Source: RefSeq, a predicted model, not a curated record